AUGAAAAUUAUGGGCCUUUCACUGCGAGUUCGCCGAGGGAAUUCAACGGCCGCGGGCGACUUUGAACGUGGUUUUAAGUAUCACACGGCCUCGCGCUUUGGGCAGUCUACUGCCGGCGGCUGCAUCGCCACGAAGCAACACAUUGACGACGUCCACGGCGAGGCUCCGGCUUGGCCGGCAGCAAAAGCCAGUCUCGCUUUUGUCUUCACCCAGGCAAGCUGCUCGUAG
Sporothrix brasiliensis 5110 is the source of this 228-nucleotide messenger RNA. RefSeq lists its product as uncharacterized. The transcript has a single exon. The record is from RefSeq and is a predicted model, not a curated record. NCBI's taxonomy places the organism in Eukaryota, Fungi, Ascomycota, Sordariomycetes, Ophiostomatales, Ophiostomataceae. The coding region runs from base 1 to 228 and encodes 75 amino acids.